Molecule: messenger RNA, 2085 nt
Organism: Phragmites australis (common reed)
Lineage: Eukaryota; Viridiplantae; Streptophyta; Magnoliopsida; Poales; Poaceae
Product: probable beta-1,4-xylosyltransferase IRX9L
Exons: 4
Coding region: 385-1716 (443 amino acids)
Biological process (GO): plant-type secondary cell wall biogenesis; glucuronoxylan biosynthetic process
Cellular component (GO): Golgi membrane
Molecular function (GO): xylosyltransferase activity; galactosylgalactosylxylosylprotein 3-beta-glucuronosyltransferase activity
Source: RefSeq, a predicted model, not a curated record
AGGGGGUUAAAUGCAACAGGGGCUCUCGUCUCCCUCACCUUCCCGACGGCGAUCGGGCCGCCACAUCCUCCUACCACUACUACCUCCUCCAGGAACAGGGACGGAUGAGAGAGGGAGAGAGAGCCACUGGAAAUUGCCUCGUGAGGUGAUCCGACAUGCGCACGCUCCUCGGACUGUGAUUCUAGUCCCCUCCGCGCCGGCCGGGCGUGCCGCCACCCGGGUCAGGCGCCCUUGCGCUGCAAGUACGCCUCUCGUCGUCGUCGUCCUCGUCCAAGCCGGCACCGCCGUGUAGUCGGGAUCCGCCCGGGCUUGGUAUUCCUUUUUGUCGGUGCGCUGCUGAACUCCGGUGCUGUACAUGCUUGACGCCGGUGCCUAGUUCCUACAAUGGCCCGAAGGAAUGCCGGCGCAAUGCAGCGGGAGGGGUCGGUUAAGGACUGGUCAGAAUUCGACACCUUGCCGUCCCCCAAGCUAGCGUACUCGCAGUCCUACGUCGCGAUGAGGGGGCUGCUGACGUCGGUGGCCUCCCUGGAUCCUCUCCUGGUGUCGAGCAGCCUCAAGUCCGCUUGGGCGGCUAUAUCGUCACACAGGCACUCUCGGUCCUUGGAGAGGCCGAAGGCCAAGUGGAUGAACUGGAAGAGGGCCAUGUUCCGUCUGCUCGUGUGUUUCUUGGUGGGAAUUUUCAUCGGAUUCACACCGCUCUUCUCCCUUGAUUUAUCCAAGAAGAUUGCUUCUGAAAAUGAGAGGCUUCCGUUCGAUGGGGAUGUGGUUGAUAGACAAAUGCUGGAACUUCGAAGUACAAAGUUGGAGCCGUUUGCGGCGGAGGCCGAAGCGACCGAGGAACUGCAGGUUGAUGAGAGCCCUCCAGUUCCUGCAAUGUUGGAUGAUGAGGCAGACUUUAUUGAAGCCUCGCAUGUCGAUCCUCCUGUUAAUGACUCCGUUAUUGUUGUGAGGAAGCAGCUGAUAAUUGUGACUUCAACUUCUGUUCGACCACAUCAGGCGUAUUACUUGAAUCGUCUGGCUCAUGUGUUGAAAAAUGUACCACCUCCUCUUCUGUGGAUAGUCGCGGAGUGGCCGUAUCAGUCCCGUGAAACAGCAGAGAUCCUGAGGUCUUCUGGGGUUAUGUACAGACACCUUAUCUGCAAUCGGAAUACCACAAACAUAAGGAAGAUUAUUGUCUGCCAAAAGAACAAUGCAAUUUUUCAUACAAAGAAGCACCGUCUAGAUGGAAUAGUGCAUUUUGCUGAUGAGGAGCGAGCAUACUCAGUUGAUUUAUUUGAAGAAAUGCGUAAAAUCAGGCGCUUUGGCACAUGGCCAGUAGCAAUACAUGUUGGGGCCAAGUAUAGAGUGGUUUUAGAAGGGCCCCUUUGUAGGGGUAAUCAAGUCACUGGAUGGCAUGCAAACCAGAGAAGGGGUGUUCCUCGCCGAUUUCCGAUUGGUUUCUCUGGGUUUGCUUUUAACAGCACUAUACUUUGGGAUCCCCAGAGAUGGAAUAGCCCCACUUUAGAAUCUAUUAUACUCCAUUCAGGUGGCAGAGGUGGCUUGCAGGAGUCAAGGUUUAUCGAGAAGCUUGUUGAGGACGAGAGUCAAAUGGAAGGCCUUGCAGAUAAUUGCACUCGGAUUAUGGUCUGGAAUUUUGAUUUGGAACCUCCUCAACUCAAUUACCCAACCGGUUGGUUGCUGCAGAAGAACCUAGAUGCUGUUGUGCCUAUAACAUAACCGUCUUGCUGCUCCCCUUUUUGUUUGGUCCUCCUAGUGUGAAUGACGCCUUCCUGAACUUGGUAGCUCCAGGAUCACGCGAAGCUGCUCUACCAAGAUCUGGUUCAAAUGUCAUACUAGUAACAGUUGAAAGCAAGAAGCCUGACAAAGGAAAAUUCUUUCUCCCUGCUGCAUUCUUUUCUAUGUUCAUUCUUCCCCCCUGUUUGUCAAGCUAGAUAUAGGCUUGUACAUUUCUUUUCGCUUCUGUUCGUUACAUACAUACAUGCAUAUAUUACUUCACAGAUGUGAAAGUCUGCCUCCGUUGCACCUGUUGAAGGGCAAAGACAGAUACUCUCUUGAUACAUGAACAAAAGUUAAAUCAAAAUCAUA